This is a messenger RNA of Daldinia childiae, 1371 nucleotides long. Its product is annotated as Leucine-rich repeat-containing protein 39. The coding region runs from base 1 to 1371 and encodes 456 amino acids. Gene Ontology annotation, biological process: protein phosphorylation. Gene Ontology annotation, molecular function: ATP binding; protein binding; protein kinase activity. The transcript has a single exon. Lineage: Eukaryota; Fungi; Ascomycota; Sordariomycetes; Xylariales; Hypoxylaceae. The record is from RefSeq and is a predicted model, not a curated record.
AUGCAUCUACAGACGAGUUCGGGUAAAGAGGAUGGGUCUCAAGGCGAGAUCACCAAGUUGAAAGUAGCAAACCCCUUACAUUAUUUUCCAACCAACAUUUUUGACGUAGCCGGUUCGCUCCAACAUCUCGAUCUUUCGGGGACAGGACUAUCCAGCUUACCAGAAGACUUUGGUCGCCUAAAGAAGCUCAAGAUAGCAUUCUUCUCCGACUGUAACUUCACUGUCUUUCCUAAACAGUUAGAAUUAUGUCCCGAGCUCGAGAUGGUCGCUUUUCGCGGUAACCAGAUGACCACUGUACCGGAGGAUUCUUUGCCUCCGAAACUUCGUUGGUUGAUCUUGACCAACAAUCGGAUAAGCUCCUUACCUAAAAGCAUCGGGCGGUGUGGACGCCUUCAAAAAUGUAUGCUGGCGGGAAACCAGCUGCGUUGCCUGCCGGACGAGAUGGUCGCAUGUAGGAAGCUCGGCCUAUUAAGACUCUCUGCCAAUCGCAUUCAAGAACUUCCAAAUUGGCUCUUCGACUUACCCGAGCUGGCUUUCCUCUCAUUUGCUGGUAAUCCGUGUUGCUCGUUAACCGCGACAUCAAAGGAUGUUCGUGACACCACUCCUUUCAGCUCUCUUCCCGAGGUCAGCUGGACAGAUCUUCAUGUUCACAACCUUCUGGGUGAGGGUGCUUCGGGAAUUAUCUCAAAGGGAUUAUGGAACUUAUGGAACGGAACUGAUCAGGCUCGAGAAGUAGCUAUCAAAUUAUUCAAGGGAGAUGUUACAAGCGAUGGAACUCCUGCCGAUGAGAUGCUGGCGUGCAUCACAGCGGGAUCCCACGCUAAUCUCAUAGAUCCUCUGGGGAAAAUUACUGAUCACCCCGAUAAGGAAGGGCUUGUCAUGCAACUUGUCACAACGCAAUACGGAACCCUAGGACUCCCGCCGUCCUUGCAGAGUUGUACAAGGGACUGUUUCUCGCAGGAGAUCAGUUUAACCACACGGCAGGGCUUGCGAAUCCUUCAGGGAGUCGCUGCCGCAGCGGAACACCUGCACGACCGAGGCGUCGCACACGGUGAUAUAUACGCCCAUAACGUGCUUUACGACGAAAGGGGGCACGCGCUCUUGGGCGACUUCGGCGCAGCAUCUAUCUACGGCAAUUUAAACCACAAGAAAAUCGAGCAGGUCGAAGCGCUCGCCUUCGCCCACCUGAUCGAAGACGUUUGGCGAAUCAUCAGGCCCAACUUCGACGAACAAGAAUUGCGAGUCGGUGUGCUGCUCGCGGCUCUGCAUCGUGAAUGUUCGGAUCCAACCGGAGUCAAGCGGCCAAAUUUUAGUGAGAUCACCCGGCAGUUAAGUGCCAUAAAUCAACAGCUGGCAGCUGCUACAGUAUGA